UUACCAAGGAAGCACUUCGCUGUUCAUCUUCUAGCGGAAAGCUACCAUCGGAAAUUCCUCCACGGAAAUGGGGAGACAGUUUGCAACGAGAUGCGUCAACGGUUCUUUAUACCUGGGCUACGAGUGCUGAUUCGUCAGGUAUCGAAACAGUGUGUUACCUGCCGCGUUAGAAAUGCUGUUCCAACACCACCUAUGAUGGCAUCCCUACCGACCGCUCGCGUCACAGGAAUGAUUCGACCAUUUACGCACACUGGCGUAGACUAUUUCGGGCCAAUACAGGUCAAACAAGGUCGAAACCUAGUGAAAAGGUGGGUGGCGUUAUUCACUUGCCUCACCAUACGCGCUGUACAUUUAGAGGUAGUACAUAGUCUCUCUACCCAGUCGUGCGUAAUGGCCAUCAGACGAUUUGUGGCUCGCCGUGGUUCCCCAGAAACCUUCUAUAGUGACAACGGAACUAACUUCGUGGGAGCGAGCAACAUUCUUGAGAAACAGAUGCAGGAGAUCCAGGAGAAUUGUGUGAUUACAUUUACCAACAGUAAGACGAGCUGGUGUUUCAAUCCGCCUUCGGCGCCUCACAUGGGCGGCGCUUGGGAGCGCAUGGUACGCUCAGUAAAAACCGCUAUGUCUGCCAUCGCAGACCAUCCACAGCAUCCUAGUGACGAAGUUUUGGAAACAGUAGUGGCAGAAGCCGAGUCGAUUGUCAACUCAAGGCCAUUGACAUACAUUCCGCUUGAGUCGAUGGAAGAAGAGUCACUGACGCCAAACCACUUCCUGUUGUUCAGUACAAAGGGCGUUGCACAACCGGAAACAUCAACAAAGGUGGAAGCAAGUGCCUUGCGAGACAGCUGGCGUCUCGCACAAUGCUUGGUAAACCACUUCUGGGCCCGCUGGAUUCGAGAGUACCUACCAACUUUAACCAGGCGUACAAAGUGGUUUGAACCUACUAAACCGUUGAAAGCAGGAGACCUAGUCAUCGUUGUGGAGGAGAGUAAACGGAACGGUUGGUUAAGGGGUAAGAUCGUGGACGUUAUUAAGGCACCAGAUGGACAAGUUCGGCGAGCAGUUGUACAGACGAAGAAUGGAUUAAUCAAUAGACCUGCAGUAAAGCUAGCACUCCUGGAUCUUCAGACACCUGGAGACGGUCCGGAACUUCACGGGCAGGGGAAUGUUACGAAACCACAGGGUAGAUUCGUUCAACAGGCAGAUGAGUUCAGUUCAGUACCACCCGGUGCUGUCAAUACGAGCAAACAUAAAUGUCAGUUGCGCAAACGUCAGAACAUAUCCUCGUGUGCUGUACUGUCAGAUGGAGCAUAGACACAACGUGAUCAGUCCUUAAUUAUAGUGAAUUUGUAACAGAACGAGAAACUAAAGCUAAUAGUACGGCUAAUUGACUAGUUCAGGCUAAUUAUCACAGAUUUGCAAGAAGGGACAAUACGAACACAGAUAAAAAAGGAGUUUGUUUCGGAUAAACUCGGAAGAAGAAAACGAAAAUCUUUGAAGCUGCGUGUAAGCUGCUAUCAGGAC
Messenger RNA from Topomyia yanbarensis, 1524 nucleotides. RefSeq lists its product as uncharacterized. Gene Ontology annotation, biological process: DNA integration. The coding region runs from base 91 to 1314 and encodes 407 amino acids. The record is from RefSeq and is a predicted model, not a curated record. Gene Ontology annotation, molecular function: nucleic acid binding. The transcript is spliced from 3 exons. Lineage: Eukaryota; Metazoa; Arthropoda; Insecta; Diptera; Culicidae.